AUGGCCCGGGAGCUCUACAUCUUGACAAACAACCUGGCCCACUUCAAGUGCUGUUUUCACAGGCUCUCUCGGCUUGUCGCGGCUCUGUCACCUGUUGAUAGAAAGGACAGCGCCAAGGUCAGUGAUCAGAUCGACCAAUCAUUCGACAUUCUCUCGCGUAUCAUGCUGCACGCUCGUUGUUAUGGCACUCAUGGCAAGGGAACAUCGGAAAGGCUUAUGCUAAAAACAGCCGAUUUCUAA
Molecule: messenger RNA, 240 nt
Organism: Fusarium venenatum
Lineage: Eukaryota; Fungi; Ascomycota; Sordariomycetes; Hypocreales; Nectriaceae
Source: RefSeq, a predicted model, not a curated record